CCGCCGUUUGGCGCGGCGGCCGCGCCCGCGGGCGCGCUGCGGCCGGCGGCCGUGUGGCUCCCAGGCGCCCCGCCCACGGCACGCUGCGCCUGGGCAGGGCCGCUGCUGGCUCGCCCGGUGCCCAGCCCGCGGCACGCGGGCAGCCCAGGAGGGCCCAACCUGCGCGAGUCGGCCAGCGGCUCUUGGGCUCCCGGCGCCGGCAGCCACGCGGCUGGCCGCGAGACGCUCCACGCCGCGCCCGAGGUCUUCCACGUCGUGCCGGACCUCCCCGUUCCAGCCGCGCAGUGUGCGGGGCAGCACGGCGUGCCCGAGCCGGGGCUGGAGCACCGCCCGCACCUGCGCCCCAUCCGCGCCUGGCUGCACGUGCCCGGCGUCGCGCCGCAGGUGCCGGAGCGCCCGUUUGGCUGCGGGCCGCUUGAGCCCUCGCCGCCGAGGCAUGCCGUGCGAGCCGUCGGGCUGCCUGCCCACGGGCAGGCGCUCCCCGCCCGGUUCGCCAGGGCCUGACCGUUACGGUCGGACCGAGGCGGCUGGGUCGCGGCUGUGGGCUUGGUCUAUCAGAGCUCGCACGGAUGGACCACGCGUUGAGUUUGACGCCGACGUGUGUUGUGAGGACAAUCGCGGUAGGAGGAUCGUCCCGAGGAGCUGGCAGCGCGCGACAAUCAAUGAGCGCGACUGGCCUUGAUCUUGGCACGUGCUGACAAUACAUGAGCGCGCGUGGCCUAGGUCUUGGCAGUUGGAGCCGCGGAAGUCGGGUGCGGAAUUAGAAGGGUCUGGCAAUUGGCCUGCCUCUCUCUGUUGCAUAGAACGGCAAGAAGGAGGAGGAAGGAGGGGAACCACAGAGAUUCGCAGUGGCAUUUUUGUUUGUUUGAGCCGAGCAAGUGGUACAUUGGUUGCUCUGCUCCCAUCAACACAUAAGUAUCCUAGCACCGAGCGAUUGGUGCAUGGGUUGUCGGGAUGAGCACGUAUGCCUCCCGCAAUCUUGGAUUCAAGCCAAUGUUAAACAAUCGCGUCGCAGGACGUUCAUCAGAAUUCCGCAGCACGUGUCAGGCUAGCCUUUUUGUACAGGAAUAAAGAUUUGCAUGACCAGCGAAUUUGUUCAUUGUCGGCUAGUUGCGAACCUGGUGGACGUUCGAGCCACAAACGUGUGUCACGGUCUAAAGCGUCUAUAUAAUUCAUCGCAUGUCCUACCCC
Prorocentrum cordatum is the source of this 1191-nucleotide messenger RNA. Lineage: Eukaryota; Dinophyceae; Prorocentrales; Prorocentraceae. The record is from the annotation of a GenBank genome assembly.